This is a messenger RNA of Nannospalax galili (Upper Galilee mountains blind mole rat), 2110 nucleotides long. It is a transcript of the gene Mlycd, whose product is annotated as malonyl-CoA decarboxylase. Gene Ontology annotation, molecular function: malonyl-CoA decarboxylase activity. Gene Ontology annotation, biological process: fatty acid biosynthetic process; acetyl-CoA biosynthetic process; malonyl-CoA catabolic process. Lineage: Eukaryota; Metazoa; Chordata; Mammalia; Rodentia; Spalacidae. Gene Ontology annotation, cellular component: mitochondrial matrix; peroxisomal matrix. The coding region runs from base 52 to 1569 and encodes 505 amino acids. The transcript is spliced from 5 exons. The record is from RefSeq and is a predicted model, not a curated record.
AAGUGGGGCUUGGCCCUCUGCGCGGCCGGCGUCUUCCCCUCCGCAGCUGCCAUGCGAGGCCUCAGGCCAGGCCUGCGGGCGCCGCGUCUGCUGCGGCUAUCGUUCCCCCCUCAGCCGCCGCGGCCGCCCGGGCGUCGGUUGUGCCUCGGGCCGCCGGGCACCAUGGACGAGCUGCUGCGGCGCGCGGUGCCGCCCACGCCGGCCUACGAGCUGCGCGAGAAGACGCCCGCGCCCGCCGAGGCGCAGUGCACCGACUUCGUGAGCUUCUACGGCGGCCUGGCCGGGCCGGCCCAGCGCGCCGAGCUGCUCGGACGCCUGGCGCAGGGCUUCGGCGUGGACCACGGCCAGGUGGCCGAGCAGAGCGCUGGCGUGCUCCAGCUGCACCAGCAGCCGCGUGAGGUGGCCGUCCUGCUGCAGGCGGAGGACCGGCUGCGCUACGCGCUCGUGCCGCGCUACCGCGGCCUGUUCCACCACAUCAGCAAGCUGGACGGCGGCGUGCGUUUCCUGGUGCAGCUGCGGGCCGACCUGCUGGAGGCCCAGGCCCUCAAGCUGGUGGAGGGGCCGCACGUCCGGGUAAGGCCCCACCCGGGCCGGCCCGACCCCGGGAUCCCUCGGGAAAUGAAUGGAGUGCUAAAAAGCAUGCUGUCUGAGUGGUUCUCUUCUGGCUUCCUGAACCUGGAGCGGGUCACCUGGCACUCGCCCUGUGAGGUGCUUCAGAAGAUCAGUGAGUGUGAGGCCGUGCACCCAGUGAAAAACUGGAUGGACAUGAAGCGGCGUGUGGGGCCCUACCGGCGGUGCUACUUCUUCUCCCACUGCUCGACCCCUGCAGAGCCCCUGGUCGUUCUGCACGUGGCGCUCACCAGUGACAUCUCCAGCAACAUCCAGGGGAUUGUGAAGGAGUGCCCUCCCUCCGAGACAGAGGAGAGCAGCAGCAUUGCGGCAGCCAUCUUCUAUUCCAUCAGCCUGGCCCAGCAGGGCUUGCAAGGCGUGGAGCUCGGAACGUUCCUCAUAAAGCGAGUGGUCAAGGAGCUGCAGAAGGAGUUUCCUCACCUGGGGGUCUUCUCUAGCCUGUCGCCUAUACCUGGAUUCACCAAGUGGCUUCUGGGCCUUCUGAGUACACAAGGAAAGGAACACGGGAGGAAUGAACUGUUCACAGACUCAGAGUGCAGAGAGAUCACUGAGGUCACGGGUGGCCCAGUCCACGAGAGCCUCAAGGGCUUCCUGAGCAGCGGUGAGUGGGUGAAGUCAGAGAAGCUGGUGCAGGCACUGCAGGUGCCCCUGAUGCGGCUGUGCGCUUGGUACCUGUACGGUGAGAAGCACCGCGGCUACGCCCUCAACCCGGUGGCCAAUUUCCACCUGCAGAAUGGGGCCGUGAUGUGGCGCAUCAACUGGAUGGCCGACAGCAGCCUCAAAGGCCUCACCAGCUCAUGUGGCCUCAUGGUCAACUAUCGCUACUACCUGGAGCAGACGGGUCCCAACAGCAUCACUUACUUGGGUUCCAAGAACAUCAAAGCUUCCGAGCAGGUCCUCAGCCUGGUGGCCCAGUUCCAAAAGAACAGUAAGCUCUAGCACACCCUCCCCAAGUCUGGGCCCUGCUCAGGGAGGCUGUGACCCAUGGCCGGGUUACCAUAGGAACCUUUUGAUGGAGGCCACAGCUGUGCUGUGUCUCCUGCCUCUAGAAGCUGGGCCCCAGCUGUCACUGUGCUGGCAAGAUGGACUGCCCGGUGGAGGUGGUGGUGGGUGUUAUAUCUCCCAGAGGGGCAGAGGUGCAUUGCGCUCCCCAGAAGCCCCUGCCGCUGCCCCGAGGCCUGUGCCUUCAGGAAGAUCUGCAGCCUUUGCCACUCAGUACUCAGGGCUGAUCCAGGGCAGAGCCCAGAGGAGAAGAGUCCCUGCUUGUAGAGCUGACAAGGACACUUGCUGUCCACUCCGUGUGGCAUGAAGAUCAGACAAGGUUCAUGACUUGCACAGAGGAACAAAUCACUGGACGCCCACUGCUGCUUGAGCCCAAGGUUGGCUUCUAGGCCUUAAAAACAAGUGAUUCAAGUUCAUAGUGAACCAAAUGUAAAGAACAAGUUUGUUCUAUAAACAUUAAACAUGAUUGCGUAAUGUU